Paramecium octaurelia is the source of this 609-nucleotide messenger RNA. Lineage: Eukaryota; Ciliophora; Oligohymenophorea; Peniculida; Parameciidae. The record is from the annotation of a GenBank genome assembly.
UCUAGUUUUAUGUACUUCGCAGAAAAAGAGUUUGUGGAUGAUAGUUAAAUCUAAAAUAUACCUUAAGCUAUCUGGUGGGCAAUCAUAACAAUAACAACUGUUGGAUAUGGAGAUUAUGUACCUAAGUCCUUGCUGGGUAAAUUUAUUGGAGUUUUGAGUCUAAUCUUUGGAGUAUUAUUGCUUUCACUUCCUGUAGCCAUUAUUGGAAAUAAAUUCUAAGAGAUUUAUUUAUAGAAUAAGAAUGAGGAAACCAAAAAGGCUAGAAAGAAUGCAAAGGUUUAGAUGAAUAAUUAAAAAUUAGACUCAUUAUAAUUAAAUUUAGAAUUAGAAUGAAAAAGAAAUAUACAGAAUUAUAUUGAAACUAAAUGAAUUGGAAUAAGUAAAUGAAAAAAUUGAGUAAUGUCUGAAAGAUAAUCAAUUUCUAUAUAGAAGUAAUUAAGACAUAUGAUAUUGAUAGGUAUUUCUAGAGAUGCUUAGAGCAUGAUUGAUAAGAUUGAAAUCAAUAGGGAAAAUGGUAAGAGCAAGAGUAAGCAGAAGGAAAGGUUGAGUACCUAGGAAAGAAUUAUAAAGAUUAGAGAAGAUAUUCUAAAUAGUAGAAAAAAUCAAUGA